ACCUAGUCACAUUUGACGAUCCGUUGGUAACGCAUGUGGAAUCCACCACGUUCCGUCGCAAACGCGCGUUCCGUGUUCUUCUGGAUCGCCAUCUCGUGUUUAACCGACAAAAAAAAAACCGCGCACCUUCCAAGUCAAGUGCAAUAAACACCUCAUGAAGAAUUAAAUCUGGGCAGUUUACCUAGUUCAUUUGAAUAUUUGCCCAACUUGGAACUUUCGUCGAGGUACACUAAAACUCAUCGAACUCAGAUGAGGUGAAAUCACGCAAUUAUAUGGCACCUGAACCCAAUGAGGGAACACCCCGGAAAGAUUAACCCAAGAUGAGCACAAUGUUGUGAAUUUAAUCAGCCGAACCAUCAAGUUUUUGCAGACCAAGUGGACUAUUCGUGUUGAGUGGAGUGCGGAAAAUUAGUGCGACGGCUUUGGGAAAUAUCACCCUUCGCUAUUACAAGUAUAGUUAAGAAACUAAACGGACAAGUGCUUUUGUGCAAAAGUGCAACAAUUUCCUACAUAAUUUUCCAUAUUGGAAAGACAAGUCACUACAUUUUGAGAUUAAGCCUACAACCCACCCUAAGCGCACCUACAUCAGAGCAGGAUUACAGCCAACUCCGAAAUUCAGACUUUUCAGUAUCCGGCAAUCGCAAUUGAGUUUAGCGACAGAGGCAUGAUGCUCUUGAGAAAAUUCAAUCAAUCAGUGUGGAAAAUGUCCAUGGGAUUGGCGAGAAAGACUGCAAGAUCCACCUUGGAUGUCAAGAAGUGAAUUUAGAAGGAUUGAGUAAGAUUUUGAGAGUGCGGGAGUAUCUAUUUUAGUGCUAGAGAAAAAAAAUCGGUAACGUGUGCAAUAGAGGUGUAAGUAUCCUGAACUCAGAUAGAUAUUAUAGCAAAAGUGUGAGGGCAGCAAAGAGAGGGACUCUUGCUCUGGGGGACAAGUAGAAAAGUGUUGAGUGCUAAUCCGGAAAAUUGACGUGGGAGACGGGGAAAGCGUGCGACGAAAGGAAGCUGCUCGGACGGAGGUGCAUUAUGCCGCUUCUGGUCGCCCAGCGGAGUUCACAUCGAGUGGCACUUGACCACAGCUCAGCGCCGGCCACAGACCAGCCCUUGGAUUUUACCAUGUCCAAAUUCAAAACAUCCACCAGGCACCAACUAUAUCGUCAGUACUACGGAGCCGAUGAUUCCCCACCGCCCUACGUGAAGCACGAAGAACUGGAAAACAGUGAUAGUGAAAUGCGAGAAAAACCCUGCGGAAAAUUGUGGCUAGAUAAUGUCAGUGAGAUGCAGUGGCGCCACCAAUUAGCAGCGGCUGCUGUAGCUGCAGCCAGUUGCACCCAGCAAUCAUCAGUACCACCAACGAAUCCACCCAACACCACCGCCUCCACCGCCACCAGUAGCCACUCCACCAUACAGCAAUCCAUCACCAACAGCAAUAUCCCCGUGCGUGAGUUGAUGGCACAGCACGAGGCUGCCAAGCGAGCAUUAGCCGCUGUUGCGGCCACAACCACAACCACUACAGUCGCUUCGGCUCCCUCUUCUUCAUCCUCGUCGCCAACGGGACUGACUCACGCGGCGGCUACGGCGUCCCCCGGUCGUGAUCGUCCAUUCCUGGCGACACAUUUGGCGGACAGGGAGCGUCUGAUGAUGCAACGGCACGAUGGGGCACGCGAAAAAUGUCUAAACAACAAUGAGCGUGAGCGGGACCUGAGAUGCGAACGCGAUGGCCCACAACCCAAGCCCAAGAGUCUAGAUCUAAGUCGAAUACCCAAAUCAUCACCCUCACCAGCCCCAUCCAAUGACGACGGAGAUUCUGUCGAUGAGCACAGUGAAAGGGAACAAUCACAGAGUCCACCACCACAUCAGGAUGACCGACCAUCGGCACUAAAUCUGGUAACCGACUCAUCGCGACAUACACCAUCUCCUGUGUCGUCUAACCAGCAAACGGCUCCCACCAGUGCUGCUGGUGGAAGUCUUGGGGCUGCUAUUGCAGCCCUUCAGAGCCUGCCACUUGCAUCGCAGCUCCUCCUGCUCCAGAGUCACCUGGGCCUCAGUAAUCUGGCCGGGUUGUCGCCGCAGGAUCUCAACACCCUACAACAGGCAACUCUCCAGCAACACAUCCAGAACUACAUGCUAAUGCAUGGUGGGAGUGGAGCUGGAGGACUCAAUGCUCAAUCCGGAGCAACCUCGGCCAAUGCCCAGGCUGCGGCUGCACAGUUCCUAAUGCAGAAUCAGGUCCAUGCUGUAGCUCAGGCUGCUCAGCAGUUGCAGGCUCUGCAGAAGCAGCAACAGCAACUGAAGUCAGAGACUUCAGCUGGUGGAGUCAUUGCCACGAGUUCUCCACUUCACAGCCCGGCUGGAUCACCAAGUGGUCAGAACUCGAGUGCCACGAGUCUCCUGGGACCCAACCAAACUACACCACCUAAUGUUGCAAGUCUCAAUGUUGGUGGUAUCCUAACCCCUUCGACACCCGGCUCGGGAACUCAUACGCCCCAGAUGCCAAAGCUUCAGGCUCCCCGUGCCCUUGAACCCUCACCCGAGGAGACCACGGACCUCGAGGAAUUGGAGCAAUUUGCAAAGACAUUCAAGCAACGUCGGAUCAAACUUGGCUUUACGCAGGGCGAUGUAGGUCUGGCCAUGGGGAAGUUGUACGGCAAUGACUUUUCCCAGACCACAAUAUCGCGUUUCGAGGCCCUAAAUCUGAGCUUCAAGAACAUGUGCAAGCUGAAACCAUUGCUCCAGAAGUGGCUGGAAGAUGCUGAUAGCAGCAUUACGAAUCCCGGAGGGAUCUUUGGCACCAGUACCCUAAGCAAUCCACUGACCACGCCUGAAACAAUUGGUCGACGCCGGAAGAAGCGUACGUCCAUUGAGACGUCGGUCCGGGUGGCGCUGGAGAAGGCCUUCAUGAUGAAUCCGAAGCCUACUAGCGAGGAGAUUUCUCAGCUGGCGGAUCAGCUGUGCAUGGAGAAGGAAGUGGUUCGGGUGUGGUUCUGCAAUAGGCGCCAGAAGGAGAAGCGCAUCAAUCCACCGCCCAAUUCAAUGGAUUCACCCAAUCAUCCUGGCACACCAAGUGGUGCUGGAUUGUCCCUGAGUCACCAUGGAUCCUCGUACUUUGGUCCACUCUCGUCUCCGGCGGCGUCCAUUAAGCAGGAAUGACCUCCGAGAUGGGGUGUCGGGGAUUUUGGCGCCUUCGGCACAGCCCUGCUCACGGCGGAGCAUCAUGACGCCGGCGCCCGUUUCCUAGACUAAUGUCGACACUCUCAGUCAUAUCAUCCUGCAAAUCCAGCAGUGGACACACUCUUUUCAUUACAGGGAACUUUUUCACCUUUCACAGGGUCAUGGAAUCCCUUCUCAGAAGCAUCAGACCUGACCCUACACGGAAAAGCUAGGUCAGGGAUCUCUGCUUUGAAAUUCUAGCACCAAAAAAAAAACUUAUCAACCUGGAAGGGACUCUUCAAUGACCCAAAGAUGAUUGGAAUCAAAGAAAAUGAGUGAAAAACGUAAGCUCUACAACAAUAUGAGGACAAGAAGGAGAGAUUCCUAACAUAACUAAUAAGCAAAGCAGAGGAUUAAAAAGAAAUCAUUUUAAAUAUUAAAAAAAAAAGAGGAAAUGCAACUAAUUCGAUAGCGUUACAAGGAGGAAAAAAUGGUAGGUGUGUGUGAUUAAGAAAAAAAAACCUAAAAGAAAAUUAUUUCGAAUUUAAUUUUUAACGUUGUCGUGCAAAGAAAACAUUUUCCUUUAUCAACAGUGAAAGAGACAUCCAGUAAGUCCAAAAGAAAAUUCUCUAAGCUUAAAAAGAAAAAUGUGAAAAUGAAUUGCGUGACAGUGAGUGCGAAUUGAGACAAUUUUUUUUUUGUAAUUUCUCUUUAAAAAAAAAGUUGCUAGUGAAAAAAAAGAUUAAAUGUUAUUUUAUUGUGAAUGGUAAAACAUCCUAUUUUUGACCUCCAAACAGUUCUCUUUAUUCCCCCCUUGAAGGAAAAAAAUAUUAAAUUAUUUAUUAUGCGAAAGAGAAACGUAAAAAAAAUUAAAAAAUAUAUAUAUAUUAAAAAAAAGAGAAUAAAA
Phlebotomus papatasi is the source of this 4051-nucleotide messenger RNA. Its product is annotated as POU domain protein 2-like. NCBI's taxonomy places the organism in Eukaryota, Metazoa, Arthropoda, Insecta, Diptera, Psychodidae. The transcript is spliced from 9 exons. The record is from RefSeq and is a predicted model, not a curated record. Bases 1021 to 3144 code for a protein of 707 amino acids. Gene Ontology annotation, molecular function: DNA-binding transcription factor activity, RNA polymerase II-specific; RNA polymerase II cis-regulatory region sequence-specific DNA binding. Gene Ontology annotation, biological process: regulation of transcription by RNA polymerase II.